Molecule: messenger RNA, 5238 nt
Organism: Saxophila tyrrhenica
Lineage: Eukaryota; Fungi; Ascomycota; Dothideomycetes; Mycosphaerellales; Extremaceae
Exons: 2
Coding region: 1-5238 (1745 amino acids)
Source: RefSeq, a predicted model, not a curated record
AUGUUCGGCAACACAGGAAACCACGUCUGUGGCCUCUACUACACCACUCACAACUUCAAACGGACAUACUUGCCGCAAGUCGAGCUGGUUUCGGAUACACUCAUCAACCCCGUCUGCUUUACCACCAAUCUGACCCAGACUUUCCGGAAUCCGAACAACGAGGCUCUUCUGCAAGUCCGAUACACCUUCCCGCUCUACGACGGCGUCGCGGUCAGCGGCUAUACUAUCAGCUAUGCCGACAAGAGCUUAACCGGCAUUGUCAAGCAGAAGGAUGACGCCAAGCAGAGGUAUCAGGCAGCUGUCGACCGAGGGGAGACUGCAGGAUUGCUCGAGUCGCUGCCUGCUGGCGUCUUUGGCGUCACGCUCGGCAACGUGCCCGCCAACGUCGACAUCAUCGUGGCAAUUACGUACUGCGGCGAGCUGAAGCAUGAUGCUGCCAUCGAUGGCUUGAGGUAUAUGCUGCCUAUCAGCAUAGCCCCAAGGAAGUAUCCUGGAGAGAUCGCGCAGUCAAAUACAAUCCCAAAGAAGGGCACCACGAUCAAAGUCAGCAUGGACAUGGCAAGCUCUGCUAUCCGCAAGGUUCAGUCGCCAUCGCAUCCGAUCGCGGUCUCGAUGGGAAGUAUUCUGGACCAAGAUGGCGAGCCGUCGACAAGCGGCGAGUUCAAGCCAUCGCAAGCAGCUGCCACACUCGCACUGGGAACCACUGAGCUCGGCGGCGACUUUAUUCUUCAGCUGCUUAUCGACGACAUCAGCAAGCCUCAAGCCAUCGUCGAGACUCACCCAACCAUGCCAAACCAGCGAGCUAUCAUGGCCACUCUGGUUCCCAAGUUCACCCUGGAACCAGCACACCCGGAGAUCGUCUUCAUUGCGGACCAAUCCGGAAGCAUGAGCGGCGCAAAGAACGCAUCACUCGUCUCAGCACUAAAGGUCUUCCUGAAGUCCCUACCACUGGGUGUCCGCUUCAACAUCUGCGCUUUCGGCAGCAACUUCAAGUUCCUGUGGCCGAAAUCUCAAGCGUACAACGAGAGCAACGUGAACGCCGCAGUUGCUUUCAUCGAUGGCUUUACAGCCAGCUAUGGAGGUACGGAGAUCUUGAAGCCUAUCACUGCUGCAUUCGAGCAGAGGCUGAAGGAUAUGCCAUUGGAGGUGAUGUUGCUGACGGACGGUGAAGUCUGGGCAGAAGAAUCAGUGUUUGGCUACAUCAACGGCCAGAUCCGCGACGAAGCUGUCAAUGCGAGGGUCUUUGCGCUUGGUAUUGGGACCGAUGUUUCUCAUACUUUGGUGGAGGGUGUCGCCAGGGCUGGGAAUGGGUUUGCGCAGUUUGUGACGCAGAACGAGGACACGGAUCAGAAGGUCAUUCGCAUGUUGAAGGGGGCGCUGUACGCUCAUACCAAGGACUAUGAGUUGGAGGUGCAUUACGCUGCAAACGAGAAGGAGGACAUGACGGAUGACGAUGACUUCGAGAUGGUGGAGAGGGUUAGUGAGUGUUUGAACAUCACCGACAAACCAGCAGCAAGUCCAGAGGCGACGGAGAUGCCGCCAAAGUCAUUCUUCGACACAUCCGCGCAGCUUGACAAGAGUCCUCAGAAACCAGUCGACCGCUACGCCCACCUCCCGGCCAUCGACACACCCAAGCUUCUCCAAGCGCCCAACGAGAUCCCGCCACUAUUCCCCUUCAACCGCACAACAGUCUACCUCCUCUUGGGCCCAGAACCAGCGCAGAAACCCAUCACGUCAGUCACCCUCCGCGCUCAAUCAGCGCAAGGACCUCUAUCCCUCACCCUCCCCGUUCACGCAAGUGACAACGACAACGACGGCUCGAUCCAUCACCUCGCCGCUCGCAAAGCUAUUCAAGACCUUGAAGAAGGUCGUGGCUGGAUCCAAGCCUCGAAGCUCACAGACGGAACGCCGGUCAAGACGAAGUACGAGAGCCGCUUUGACGAGCUCGUGGAGAGAGAGGUUGUGAGGUUGGGAGUGAAGUUUCGGGUGGCGAGUAAGUGGACUUCGUUUGUCGCUACCGAGGAGAGAUCUGCGGGGACGGGUGAAGAAGGAGAGGAGAAAGAGCCGCAAGAGGCUUUCAAGAUGUUUGCUCCAGAGGCGAAGAGAAUGAAGAAGCAGAAGAGGAGCAGGGUGGGGCAUAGUCGGCCGAAGGUUUUGGCUUUGGCAGACGAAGAUGACCCGGCUGUUGCGCAAAGGUAUGUUGUCCCCUUUCCUGCCGAAGUUGCUGCGUGUGCUGGUGAUGCUGCUGCUGCUCCCUCUUCUGGACUGUUUGGAGACCGGAGAGACUUUUCGACGGGACUCAGGAGCUCGACAAACACUGGGACUGGACUUUUCGAAGGAUCACAUGGACAACAGGCUAGCUCAGGUGGAUUGUUUGGGCGGUCUGAACAUGCUGCUGCUGCUGGCGGCUUCGGUCGUGCUCCUAUACAGACUGCUUCGAACAAUCAAUCUGCGUUUGGCAGCACAGGCGACACGGGAGGCGGCCUUCUCGGCAGUGCGCCUGUGAAACCGCAGGCCAGCAGCUUGUUCAGGGGUGCAACCACUUCGGGUGGUUCGCUGUUCGGUGGAAGCCAGAACACUCAAGGCAUUACAGGCGGUGGCCUCUUCGGUGGAGCAUCUGUGCAAGGUCAAAGCGGCGGCUUGUUUGGACGUCCUCCCUCCAGCGGUCCCUCGCUAUUCGGGCAUGCUGCGAACAGACAGCAGUGCGACAGCUGCCGGCUGUUUGGCAGCAAUCAGAACACGACUGGUGGCAGCCUCUUCUGCGCCAGCAAACAGAACACAACUGGAAGUGGACUCUUCGGCACAUGUAACGAGAGCACGACUGGUGGUGGCCUCUUUGGCUGUAGUACGAGGUACGGCUUCACGCCCAAGGACAUUGCAGCAAAUACCAACGCUCAAGGCAAUUCGUUCGGCAGCUUGCGGACAACCAGUGCCUUCGGUGCUCCCACGAACCCAUUCGGACCAGGAGGCUUGUUCGCAGGCGAUGGCCUGUUUGGCCAGAAUGGAGCACCGCAGCCUUGUGCUGAUUCGAACAACGCACCUCGUACCUCGAAAAUCGCAACACAGACGUCUGUUAGCGGUACGACAGGGCCGUCACUUGACGUCAAAGCAGUGCCAUGCUUUGGCGCUAGUACGACCUCUCAGGCGUCAAACGGUGCUACAACUGCGACUACACCCGGCCACGAUCCCCACGACCCAGUCUCGAGCCAGGUUAGAAAUGCUGCCAAAGCCCCACGAUCUUCCUCUGAUCUGAAAACUGAAAAGAACCCACCACGAGCCCAAGAGGACAACACAGCUUCAGAAAAGAUGACAUUCCAACCACUACCUCCGAAGAUACCGGAUCCCAAAGGUCAAGCGCAAAGCGCGCCGAUGCACAAUGAGGACACUGAAGAGGACAGCCGCGAUGAAGAGCAGGAAUAUCACUUCGAUCUUGGUCUCCUCCAACAGUACACAGCUUUCUGCGACGAGGCUUUGCAUACGGAGUUCCAUGACACCCAAGAAAGCCCUUCACAAAUAGUACAGCGCCCAACGCGUCACAUCUUGCUUCUCCAACAGCAGAGAAUGAAACUUGUCUCCCUCAUCGAAGAAGCGACCGAGAUCCAAGAAUACCUUGAGGAGAAGGUAGCGAGAUUGGCGUGCCGGAUCGAUGUGCCUGGGCCUUUGGGAAAGGACAACGAACUGCAAAGCAGACUCCUGGACGCUCAGACGAGAAUAAGAAUACUUGUGGCUCGCAAUCAUCUAGACGACAGGUUCGAGCGUCCCGAGCUAACACCGUUGAGCCAAUACGGGACGGCACCGCCAUGUCCGUGUGAUUAUCGUGGUUACGUUCCACGAAAGCCGGGAGAUUCCACUCCGAACGUGUCACCACAUCCCGGCAUGGUGCGGUUCACCGCGGAGGACAAAGCAAAGAUGGACGACGAACGGCUGGCGGCGUGGAAACCCCAAAAGUGGGACUACCCGGAUCAGACAGCUCGAUUUGAUGUCGGGCCUCUCACGCCGUUGACAGACUUCCAGAAGCAGCCCAAGGAUGCUGCCGAGUGGCGACGUCUGCUGAAAGCUCAAGCCGCUGUUGAGGCCCUCAAGGCCAGGUAUGAGCACAUGUACCAGAUCCAUGAGGAACAAGAAGCAAAAGAAUCUUCACCUACCUCAGCGCAAGAUGUGCAAUCACAGCCAGAAGGGAAAGGAGUCAGCAGCCAGGAUCUGCGAAAGCUUGAAGACCAGAUCGAGGACGCCGAGGAUGAGUCCGAGCAGGAGCGAGCGAAAGCAUCGGACGGCAUCAAGAAUCUGCUGGAGCAUCAGGACAGAUGUAACAACCUCGCAGCUAAGCAUCGGGAGACGCUGCGCAAGGCCAGGGGGUUGCCCCGUACUCAACCCGAAGCGGCGUACCCCUCUGCACCUCCACCAGCGAGCCGCAGUGCAGGCCAGUUAUUUGGCUCCGCCCCUCCCCCUCCUGCUCCCGCCGGUGCCGCUACUUCCAUCGCGGCAUUCGAAGCAGCAAACGUGGAGGCUGAGGAAUCAGACGACGACGACGACAUGGGCUACGGCCUCUUCGACGGCCCGAACACUCCACCGGCGAAACCCUCCUUCGCAGCGGCUUCGUCGCUGGAAGAGAUUUCGGUGGACGAUGUCCAGCUGGCGCAGUAUGCGGAGACUAUGAAGUCGGCUGCGGAGAUGCCGCUCGCGGACGAGGAAGACUUCUCCGACAUGGAAGUGGUGCCCUCGCAGCAACAUAAAAUCCUCAAGUUCGCCGGCGGUUUUUCGGGACAUGACGCAGAUAUGGACAAAGAUCUCUACAGCUCCGACGGUGGCGACGCCACCGCCGCCGCAGGCCAGGAAACGGUUGAUGUAGAGAAAACGCUCCACGCCCUCAUCGCCCUCCAAACCUUUUCUGGCGCCUGGGCGUGGAACGAGAACUUCUGCCGCGUCCUCAACGUCGAUGCCGAGAAAGUUCCGGUAACAGACAUGCUCGGCCUCGGCUUCUGGGGCAAAGAGAACGGAAAAGACGUCUGCGCUACCGCCUUAGCGCUCGCGUGGCUUCAGGUGUUCGCUGCGGAGAGGAAGGGAGUGUGGGAGAUGGUUGCUGCAAAGGGCGAGGAGUGGUUGAGAGGGUUGGGGAAGGGAGGGGCGUGGGAGGGGGAUAAGGGUGAGAUGAGGAUCAGUAACGCUGUUGAGAAGGGGAAGUGGUGGUUGGAAGGCAAGGGGAGGGGGGAGGAUGAGGUUGGGAAGGUUCAGUGGUAG